Ostreococcus lucimarinus CCE9901 is the source of this 666-nucleotide messenger RNA. RefSeq lists its product with no specific name. Lineage: Eukaryota; Viridiplantae; Chlorophyta; Mamiellophyceae; Mamiellales; Bathycoccaceae. Gene Ontology annotation, cellular component: EKC/KEOPS complex; nucleus; cytosol. Bases 1 to 666 code for a protein of 221 amino acids. Gene Ontology annotation, biological process: protein phosphorylation. The record is from RefSeq and is a predicted model, not a curated record. The transcript has a single exon. Gene Ontology annotation, molecular function: ATP binding; protein serine/threonine kinase activity.
AUGCGCGCGCUCGGCGUCGACGACGCCGCGCGCGCGCUGUCGCAGGGCGCCGAAGCGCGCGUCUUCGCGCUCGAAUUCUGCGGGCGGGACGCGAUUUGUAAGCAGCGAUUCGCGAAAAAGUACCGCUUGCCGGCGCUGGACGAACGGCUGACGCGAGCGAGAUUGGUGGGAGAGGCGAGGGCGAUCGUGCGGGCGCGAAAACUGGGCGUGCGAGCGCCGAUGGUGCUGCACGUGGACGCGAACGAGGCGUGCGUGUACAUGGAACGCGUGGCGGGCGUGGCGCUGAAGGAGGCGCUGCGGCGAGAGACGUGCACGAGGGAAGACAUCGCGAGGUACGGAAGAGAGAUCGGAGAGGCGAUAAGUAAAUUGCACGACGGCGGUCUCGUGCACGGGGACUUGACGACGAGUAAUUUCAUGGUGAGAGACGACGACGGCGCCGUCGUCGUCAUCGAUUUCGGUUUGAGCUACCCUAGCGCGGUGCCCGAAGACAAGGGCGUGGAUUUAUACGUUCUCGAGCGCGCCAUCAACGCCGCGCACCCAUCGCAAACCGAGCUGUUCGAUGAAAUCAUAGCGACGUACAAAAAAACGUCAAAGAUGUGGUGCGCGACGCUGAAUAGAUUCGCCGAGGUUCGCGCGAGAGGACGCAAACGCUCGAUGGUGGGUUAA